AUGGAACUCUUUCGAGAUGCCGCUCAGCGCAGCGUGUCGCAAGGUGUCGCAGCUGCUGUUCUGUGUGGCAUCGUUUUCCACUUCUCAAUACGACCAUUCGAGUUUGAGCUGGUCAUGUUCCACUUCAUGGCAGCUUUCAUUUUGAGCUUCUUCGGGAUGUUCUACGUCUUCGGAUUGGCGAAAGCCUUACUCUUUGCGACCAGUUUCAGCACCGGAUUGCUCGCCAGCAUUGCCAUGUACCGAGUAUUCUUCCACCGGUGUCGAAAAUUCCCAGGGCCGUUCGCCGCGAAAGUCUCUAAAUUCCACGCUGCAAGUCUCGCGGCGAAGGACGUCAAAUACUUCAGAGAGCUGGAAAAGAUGCACGAGCAGUACGGUGACUUCGUGCGCACAGGUCCGCGAGAGAUCAGUGUUCUACGCAAGUCAGCCGUUCCGAUUCUUUACGGACCCAACUCGGAAUGUUUGAAGUCAACAUGGUACGGCCAAACCGGGAACGACCCAAAGAAAUGUUCCAUACAUAUGACGCGGGAUUUCAACGGCCACCGCCUUCGUCGCCGUGCAUGGGAUCGCGGGUUUUCCAUCAAAGCGCUCAACACCUACGAACCACGCAUCAAGGCAAAGGCGGACUUGUUCAAGUCCCAACUGGCAACCAAAGGAGCAACGUCAAUGGAUGUGUCCACCUGGUCAAUGUUCUUCAGCUUCGACGUCAUGGGUGAGGUCGGCUUCGGCAAAGACUUUAACAAUCUUACGAGCGGUGUCGAGCACCCUGCUAUCAAGGGAGUGCAUGCCCACAUGACCAUGCUGGGAAUUAUGAGCACGGUUCCGUGGCUCUUGAACGUUCUGGGCUCUAUUCCUGGAGCGGCGGCGGGCUAUUCGGACUUCUUCUCCUUCUGCGCAGGCCAGAUUCGCGAAAAGCACAAGACCUGGGACGGCGAGAAGUAUCCGCAAGACGUCGUAUCCUGGUUACUCAAGGCUGUCAAAGAGAACGACGUCUCCGCCUCGCCAAGCCCAGAAGCCUUGGAGGACGAUUCGAGAGUGAUGAUCAUUGCCGGAAGUGAAACUACAGCCACCACGCUCGCAGGAGCUCUUUACUACCUCGCCAAAUGCCCCGACAAGCAGAAAAGGCUCCAGCAAUUCCUCGACCAAGCAAUGCCGGGCGGAUACAGCCAGUGGUCGUACGAAAAGGUCAAGUCGAUCUCUUAUCUGGAUGAUUUCCUCAGCGAGACACUGCGACUUCGUCCCGCCCUCUUGACCGGUGGAGCGCGCGAAACACCAGCAAAGGGCAUCCAAAUUGACGACACGUACAUUCCCGGCAACACGAACGUUGUGGUUCCAGUCUCGCUCAUCCAAAGAGACCCUCGAUGGUGGCAGCAGGCUGAAGAUUUCGUCCCAGAGCGCUUUGGUGAAAAGAGGUUAGAGAUGGAAACUGAUCAGGCUCCAUAUCUGCCUUUCUCUCUGGGCGCAUAUAGCUGCCCCGGCAAGAACCUGGCCCAAAUGAGCUUACGUAUCUCGCUUUCGAUGAUCGCGCAGAAUUUCGACGUCUCCUUCGCGCCUGGAGAGAAUGGAGAGGCAUUUGAGAAGGAGAUAAUGGACACAUUCACCGUGACGCUUCCGGCUCUUCAGCUACGAUUCACUCCGCGCAAGAGUGCUUGA
Messenger RNA from Alternaria incomplexa, 1650 nucleotides. RefSeq lists its product as uncharacterized. The record is from RefSeq and is a predicted model, not a curated record. The transcript is spliced from 6 exons. Gene Ontology annotation, molecular function: oxidoreductase activity, acting on paired donors, with incorporation or reduction of molecular oxygen; iron ion binding; monooxygenase activity. Lineage: Eukaryota; Fungi; Ascomycota; Dothideomycetes; Pleosporales; Pleosporaceae. Bases 1 to 1650 code for a protein of 549 amino acids.